Molecule: messenger RNA, 595 nt
Organism: Pantherophis guttatus
Lineage: Eukaryota; Metazoa; Chordata; Lepidosauria; Squamata; Colubridae
Source: RefSeq, a predicted model, not a curated record
CUGGGAAAUACAUGGGAGUCUUGACAGCCAAUCCUUUCUAAGCCUUCAGCAGGAAAUAUGUUGGAAAUUACAGACAUUCAGAAAAUUGGUGUUGGGCUUGUUGGCUUUGGGAUGUUCUUCCUCCUGUUUGGUGUAUUGUUGUACAUGGAUUCAGUGCUUCUGGCCUUUGGAAAUAUCUUGUUCCUGUGUGGCUUGGCUGUUAUAAUUGGAUUAAGAAGAACUUUUGGAUUCUUCUUCCAAAAGGAGAAGCUUAAGGGAACCAGUUUCUUUCUAGGAGGCAUAAUCAUUGUUCUGCUUCGGUGGCCUCUACUAGGCAUGCUGUUGGAGACCUAUGGUUUCAUUAAUCUCUUCAGGAGCUUUUUCCCAAUUGUUUUUGGAUUUCUGGGAUCGUUGGUGAAUAUCUCAUUUUUGAACAAGCUGUUUCAGAAAUUUGGAGACACCAGCUCUGCAGUGUAACUUGACUGAAUGACUUGUUACCAGAGACAAGCUCCCUUCUUACAAGCACAGACAUUUUUUAUGAAUAGCCUGCUACCUCAGUAGUACAUUUUAUUUAGUGCUGAUUUAAAUAAUUGAUAUGAUAACUGUCAGCAAUGUA